Messenger RNA from Mercurialis annua (annual mercury), 2480 nucleotides. RefSeq names its product pentatricopeptide repeat-containing protein At1g80150, mitochondrial. NCBI's taxonomy places the organism in Eukaryota, Viridiplantae, Streptophyta, Magnoliopsida, Malpighiales, Euphorbiaceae. The coding region runs from base 612 to 1811 and encodes 399 amino acids. The transcript has 3 exons. The record is from RefSeq and is a predicted model, not a curated record. Gene Ontology annotation, molecular function: protein binding.
AAGAUCCCACUAAUCCAACCAAUCACAAUCGACCAUCAUGACAGCCUACCCUAACAUCAUAACAGUCUACGCUAACUACCAUGUACCUCACCUUCAAAAUUUGCUUAACUGACCAAAAACCAAAACCUAAACCCCAAAACCCCCCCCAAAAACUAGAGAUUCCAAGCAAAACAAAGAACACCCACUUCUCAAUUAGAUCCAUUCUUCUAUAAAACCCAUUACCAGCUAUACAUUAUUGUAUAUACAAUACCCCAUUAUUAACUCCUUUUAUUGAUUAUAUACACAAAAAAUCUUAUGUUUUGAUGGUUUUUUCGUUAAUUCAAUCAUUACUUUACAGUUUAUUAUAGUAUUUAUUCUAUUUUGCUGUACUGGGCAUUGAAAAUUAAGUGUUUUGAUCCCUUUCAUUAAGAUACUGGCAAUAGGAGUCUAUCUGUUUGAUGAAAGUCCUGAAUGAAAAAUUCUACAUUUCAAGAAUUUGAGUUUGUGGGUCGAACAGGAUAUGAAGAUAUAGUCAAGAUGGUGCAUUGAUUGUAUACAUGGGCAUCAGAAAUUUUGUGACUUUAUUGAAGCUGAUUUAUGGGUAUGUUGCAUUUUGUCGAAGAGCUUAGAAUAUGCUCUCUCUGCGUCCAAUUCGCAGAUUUUGUCACUCUGCUGCCGUUAUCGCGCCAACUGAUAGUCCUACAGCUGUGAAGAAUUAUAUUCCGAAUCAAAAACCUUUGGAAGAACCUGCCCUUGUGAAGUUGAAAGCUGAGCGAGACCCGGAAAAGCUGUUUAACCUUUUCAAAGCGAAUGCUCGGAAUAGGCUUGUCGUUGAGAAUAGAUUUGCGUUUGAAGACACUGUUUCUCGUUUAGCAGGUGCUCGCCGGUUUGAUUACAUUGAGCAUUUGCUUGAGCAUCAAAAGACUCUUCCGCAAGGUAGGCGCGAAGGGUUUGUUAUUAGGAUUAUAAUGUUGUAUGGUAAGGCAGGGAUGACUAAGCAUGCUAUAGAUACAUUUCAGGAUAUGCAUUUGUAUGGGUGUAAGAGAAGUGUUAAAUCUUUUAAUGCUGCACUUAAGGUUUUGACAGAAACCCGUGAUCUAGGAGCAAUUGAGGCGUUUCUUAGUGAGGUACCCGAGAAGUUUGACAUUGUAUUGGAUAUUUUUUCAGUUAACAUAAUUAUUAAGUCUUUUUGUGAAAUGGGUAUUUUGGAUAAAGCAUACUUGAUUAUGGUAAAGAUGGAAAAGUUUGGUAUAAGACCUGAUGUCAUUACAUACACAACUCUUAUAUCUGCAUUUUAUAAGUGCAACCGUGGGGAGAUUGGUAAUGGUUUGUGGAAUCAUAUGGUGCUCAAAGGGUGCCCACCCAAUCUUGCAACGUUUAAUGUUAGGAUUCAGUAUCUAGUUAACGUCAGACAAUCAUGGAAAGCUAAUGAAGUGAUGCUUUUGAUGCAGAAAAUUGGAAUCACACCGGAUGAGGUCACAUACAAUUUGGUUAUCAAAGGGUUUUGUCAAGCUGGGUAUCUUGAUAUGGCCAAAAGGGUAUACUCUGCUUUACACGGCAAAGGAUAUAAGCCGAAUGUUAAAAUAUACCAAACCAUGAUUCAUUAUUUGUGCAAGGGUGGGGAAUUUGAUUUGGCAUAUACAAUGUGUAAAGACUGCAUGAAGAAGAACUGGUUUUUGAAUGUGGAUACCAUCUAUACGCUGGUUGAAGGACUAAAAAAGAAAGGACAGCUAAAUAAGGCUAAGUCGAUUGUGGCCGUAGCUCAAAGAAGAGUGCCUCCUUUUUCUUCAAAACAAUUGAGUUGCUUUGAUUCCAUAUUGUCUGGGAGUUGAUUCAUUAAUGGAACGACUUUGAUGAGUUAUGUUUUUGUAAUCAGCAGCUAACAGGAAUAGCUAUUCUUUUCAUACAACUUUGGUAGUUUUGCUGAACUAAUUGGCACUGAGUUUUUGUAUCAGACCAAGGGAAGAUUCCAUUUUUUCAAUUAAUUUGUUGUACCAACUCAAUAAAGUUUGUGAUGGAAUGUGACAUCCAGUAUACCAUGACAGGAUUCUUUGUUAUUGAUGGAGAGUCUGAAGGCCCAGAGAAAGCAAUCAAUAAUCUUCUUGAUGUAUGGUGCUUAGCUGCUGCUAAUAUUGGACAGAAGUCUCAAACCAAUGUUGGUGGAGCCAAAAUAAAAGCUCGUCAAAGAACAGCCUCAAAUAAAAGGCGGCAUUGUUUACGUAAGGGCUGGAGCAAACAGGAUUCAGGUUGUGGCUUAGCAGCUGAAAUAUAGUUAAAGUGAAGCUCUCAGUAUUGCAGAAUCACAAGAGCUUAAGAAGAGUAAGAGUUGAAUCAGACAAAAAGUUGAAUCAAGUGAAGGUGAUCUAGUGAGCUUACUAAAUGACUCCAACUUAGCUUGUGGAGGGAAAAUAUGUUUUUAACUGUAAUACAGCUAAUUUUGCUGCUAGUGUUUGUAACUGCUAUUGUUUUUGAUUAAAUAAAAUCAAGAGCAAUUACUGAAA